This is a messenger RNA of Branchiostoma floridae (Florida lancelet), 3178 nucleotides long. Its product is annotated as tyrosinase-like. The transcript is spliced from 4 exons. Gene Ontology annotation, biological process: pigmentation; melanin biosynthetic process. The record is from RefSeq and is a predicted model, not a curated record. The coding region runs from base 889 to 2544 and encodes 551 amino acids. Gene Ontology annotation, molecular function: tyrosinase activity. NCBI's taxonomy places the organism in Eukaryota, Metazoa, Chordata, Leptocardii, Amphioxiformes, Branchiostomatidae.
AGUGAUUUGUAACUAUGUCCGAUUGUUUGCUCUAUACACUGCAAAAGGCCACAUUCUAUAGAAGGGACAAAUGCAUAUAAAUUCAUUAAAAGCAAAAUCACAUCUUUAGAUAGUCAGAAGUCACGUGGCCUUUUGAAUAUUUGAUGUACCCAGACAAUUUUUCACAAAUAUGAUAGCCCAUGGAUUUGUUUGAUUUUGAAUUGCAUUAUAUCAUUUCAUUUCCCUAUAAUACAUUUAAGUGGAGGCACAUUUCUGUAAGUACAUGACCUGCCCAAUAUUUAACUAUUUCAAAUACGCUCAUUCCAUAUGUAUUGCACACGGUUCGUCCCUUACGUUAAUAGCCCCGGGAUAUCCCCAUAUCGUCACGUACGCCUUAGGAUGACCUUAAGUUACCUUUUGGUAAGACGGUUGCUGCACGCGCACAUCCUGCCCCCUAGCGGAUAACAUCAUAAAAGCAUGGGCAAUUUUCUAAGCAGUCCUACGAUUCAGGAACGUCACUGUACAUUAUUGCUAGGAUCAAACGUCAAUGACCCUGAGAUAAUCAUCCCUUCCCCAAAGCCAUCAAUCAAUGAUUCGUGAUUACUGUCAGUACCCCUACACACCUGUGGGUGUGUCAGUUCAACAUGAAACACAGCCACAUUGUUUUGUGUGACAUAGACAACGACAUAUAAAUGUCGCCGCGCAACAUCUGGUAAAUGCCAAUAUGACCUCAGAAUAACCUAACGCGUAUUAUAAGAUUAAGGUAGCAUAUCCACUCAUUUCUUUUUUGCUUUAGAAGUACAAAUAAGCUAUGAAAGUUCAAAUAUUAUCUUAUUUCCUAAGGCGAAAUUCUUUUGUGUAGUUCGAUCAAGGUAUUUCUAUGGGCGUCAUCUGGGAAUAUAUGUAACUAUGAGUCACACGCUUAAGAUAGCUAGACAAAAACGAAUCUUUGUUCUCAUCGUUUGUGACCGGGUGUGGCAGAAAUCUGUGCUCUGUGAAACAAUGGCGACCGUAAAACGUCUCGUUCUUGUGGCCGUGUUGUGGAUGGCCCUGCUUCAAGUCACAGAUGCACAGUUUCCACGAGCGUGCACGGAUGCUGCGAGCUUCAGGCGGCGGGAGUGUUGUCCUGUCCCCACCGGGUUUACGGAGCCUUGCGGCGGUACAGGCAGGGGGCAGUGUGCUAACUUCACCGAUCCGACGCCUACGAAUCAGACGGAAUGGCCCCCUGUCUACAACCUGGACGACCGCCGGCGCUGGCCUAGUGUGUUCUUCACACGGUUCUGUAGCUGCGAGGGAAACUUUGCCGGAGCAGACUGCGGCAUGUGCAAGAGGGGGUUUCGCGGUUCGAACUGCACCGAGACAAAAAUUCUGAUCAGGAAGAACGUUCUGAAUCUAACAGCAGAGGAGAAGGCCAAGUUUAUCGCUUACAUCAACAACACCAAGUACGCACAAAUUCAAUAUGUGGCGGCAAGCGAAUCCUACGCGAAUGCAAGCAUCGUCCCCCAGUUUAGGAACGUCUCUGCAUAUGAUUUCUUUGUCUAUCUGCAAUAUUACGCGGGCGUCCAUUCAUUCCCUAGUGGUCUUGACUUUUCUCAGGGUAGUGCGGGCUUCGCUACGUGGAAUCGCGCCUUUUUGGUGGCAUUCGAACUGGCGGUCCAAGUCGUGAACGCUGACUACGAUUUCGCGUUGCCGUACUACGACUGGACCGAGUCGUCGUCGUGCAACAGUUCCAACGUCUGCAGCAAUGACCUUGUGGGUGCGAACAACGCGAGCGGGAUGCUGGACGACAUGUCGGUGUUUUCCCGCUGGAACACCGUGUGUGCCCCGUCCAACACGACAGGGGCUAAGCCCUGCGACGUGAACGUGGACACCGGGCCAAUCAUCCGAAAGGCAGACGGUAGUCUUCCAGCAAAAAAGGAAGUGAAUUUUGCUCAGAGGCUCACCACUUUUGACAAAGCCGGUUACAACAAGACGUCCGACUGUAGCUUCCGGAAUCUUCUGGAGGGAUUUGUGAAUACAGGAACAGGCAUACACGACCCUGGCAGGAGAUACCUGAACGAGCAGGUGCACCAAAGCCUGGGCGGGACAGGAGGGACCAUGUCUCAACUGUGGCAGGCGUCCAACGAUCCCAUCUUCUAUCUGCACCGAUGUUUCAUGGACCGCAUCUUCGAGAAAUGGAUGCGGAGACACAAUGUUUCCGUUGACGCCGCCCUUCCCGAGUCUGGCGCCGCCCCAGGCCACAACCGCCAUGAAAACAUCGUCCCGCUCUUCCCGCCCAUCUCACACGCUGCUGUGUACAAGAGAUCCACCGCAUUGGGAUACGACUAUGCUGAUAUCAGCAGCAACGGAAUGAGUGGCAGUAACAUUGGGCCCGACGACUGCCCUGUCCUCCCGACUACUACACCCAUGAUGACUACUACACCCGUGACCGCCGCAGGCCCGGAGCCUGCCCACAUCACCGCAGGGCUGAUAGUGGGCUUCUGUGUAGCGGCUGCACUAGGUAUUGCAGCUCUAGGGAUGCUUGCCUACUGCAUAAAAUCUUAUACAAGCAAGCCUGCCCCUUAAGGGUAGGGAUUCAAUGGUAAAGUUAGGAGGUAUGUCUGCUAUUAGAAUUGUAUAUAAAGCUAAAGGAUAAAGUGGUCAUUGAAAAUGUAAAUCACUAAAACGUCAUGCAUUUCAUCCGUGUGCUUUGUUUUUAUAAGAUAUGGGGAUUCUAAAUUUGAUAAGCGACGUAAAGCGUCAAAACAAGCUUAACUACCAGAUAUCAUUAGUCAUAUUUGUAUGAUUAUAAUAUGAAACUGGCUUAUAGUAUACCGGAAACGUAACUACUUCCUUUCAAUAAUACUGUUUUACUUAUCAAUUUAUUAUAAUCUGUAAAGAAAGCCACACAAUUUUAUAUAUAAAUGAGACUUGGUACCAUGGUAUGAUGUUCAAAAAUAGACACUUUAAUACUCGAAAAUACCGGAGUGACUCACAAUUAAUUCAACGUCGCAAGGUGUAACAAUAGUUUCUACGCCAGCUUUAACAAACGUUUGGAUAGUUGUUUACAAGUAGUAGUAUAGUUAGCAACCAUGUGUACAUGUGGAAUGGGCAUCUCUCGAUCUGUUAUAGUUCUGUAUUGACCUUAGUUACAUACAGGUAAGCAGCGUUUGUUUAGUUUACUUGCUGAUCAGUAUGUUAACAUGUCUGUUUGCAGCAA